UUUAAGUGUUUAUCUGUAGCCACAGAGUGAGCAGGAAGUGCAGCUUGGUGCCUCAACUCGUCUCAUCAAUGCAGCUUUCAUUCUCCCGUGGUGGGGCGACAUGGAAGCCGUACAAAAGGACCACUGGUACUUUGUGGUACUCAUCUUUCUCCCUUUUCUUAAAGUUGCUGUCCAGCAGGAAGAGGCUGUUGUUCGACUGGAGGAAGGCAUGGUCCUUGACUGUUUGUGUCCAUGGGACGGCAACCUCAGCUUGGUGUCCUGGACCAAAGUGCCAGACAAGAUGCCAGUAGCUAUUUUCCAUCCGGAAUACGGAGUGGUCUUCUCACGCCAACACAAAGGGAGAGUAGAGUUCCUGAGGACCACGACUAUGGAUGGAAGCAUCUCAAUGAGGAACGUGACGCAUCAGGAUAUCGGGCUUUAUCGCUGCUCUGUUCAGACCUUCCCUCGAGGACCCUGGACCAAGAGGGUUCAGGUGGAGGAUUUAGAUGAACCCCCUGAAGAUGAUGAGGAAGAGGACAAAGAAGACAUCACAGAGCCCCCCACCCCAGAGGUGACUGUGGCAGACGUAGAGUUGGUGGCAGAGCAGAACAACAACCUGACUAUCAGCUGUAACCACAAGCACAACGGCACCAUCUACCAGGCCCUUUUAGAGAGGAUGCCACAAGGCCAACGCUGGGGCAUCAUUGGCGUUUGUAAGAAGGUGGAGGGAGGCCUGGUGGGUGAGGACUACAGCGACAGGGGACGUGUAAACUGUGCCGACAGCCUGGAUGUCAACUUGCACCUGACAGGUGUUGCAAUGGAUGAUGGCGGUUUCUACCGCUGCACUUUUAACACAGAUGCGGGGGUGCAGACCACCACAGUUCUGCUCACAGUUGUCACUCAAGGUGGAUUCAGCCUCUCCUUGUACAUGAUGAUUAUUUACAUCGGGGCUGGAACUGCCGGUCUUGUUUUAUUCAUAGUCAUCCUCAUACUGGCAUUAAAGCGCUGGAAGAAGAACAAGAGAGAGGAGUACAGAGUCAAACUACACCCGUCUCGGAGACAGCCAAACAUAUAUGAAAACAUCCGUGUGUGUCCCAGGAUGACUAAGAAGUCCCGGAAGAUCAGACUUGUCCCCGUGUACGCCAACCUGCAGAGUGUACGAACACACAAAUCCAGACGUCAGCAGCAGCCUUGUGAUAAAUGAGUGGAUGCAAAUAAAAUGCACUGCUUUAAUGUGAACGCGCAUUUGUGUUUUUUUUCUUUUCAUCUGUCACAGAUGUCAGUGUGCCCUCAGGUUUUUUUUUUUUUUACAAACAACUAUUUUCAUGUAUAUGAACACAUCGAAAAGGCACAUUGACAAGCCGGGAGUAGCUUUUUGAUAAGAUGCAGGAAUCACUCUGACAGUGAUUAAUAUUCAUAUUUGGAGCUUGGAACGCAUUAACAAGCUGGUGCUCGUGUAAGUCACAGACAGCUGACGCGUUUGGUUGGGUCCAGCCCUUAAUUAAAUGUAGUAUGUACUGCAUAAUUACUGUUGAGAAAAUAUCUGUUUUGGGCAAAACAAUAUUUGACGGCAUCCGUCAUGCAGAGAGAGCCGACAAAAGCCUGUGUAAUCAUUCUUUUCUCUCCCGUAACCCCCGAGUAAAACGACUGACAAAAGCCUGUGUAAUUGCUCUGCGUUUACUUUCAUCCCCUCCUGCUUUUCCAUUCAAAGCCUGACAAUGGCGUCUAAUCAUCUAACGGAGAAGAGACGCAGUCACUCAGCACUGUACCAUCACUUGAGACUGCUGCUGCUUCUCCCAAAGGGCUCUCUUUCUAGGAUGGCUGCGUUCUAGUUACAGCACGCUCUUAUUAUGAAAGCUAAACUCUAAUUAGCUAAUCCUGUGCUUCAGUAUAUAGCUCCCGACACUUGUUUUUUUUUAUGCUUAUGAAAUGUAAUUAAACAAACUAUUUUUUAUGAUAGGCUGUCACAAGUUUACCAAGUUGUAUUUUUUUUAUGGUUUUUAAUCUCGCCUACAUGCUAUUGUAAAGCAGUGUUUAAGGUUUAUGGUAGUGCCGUUAAACUGUGUGUUGUUUAUUUGUAACGUGGCUCGUUUAUCUCCAUAGACAUGGAGGCAGUGGCAGUGGCAGAGGCAGUAAUGGAUAUGUGGGCUUUUCCACUAGGAAACAAGACAAAUGUGGACACGUUAGAAAUGUCAACACAAAGGGACAAUAUAGUUUUGGAAGUUUUUGUUGUGGUUGUUGUCUUUAUUCUCUCCGCUUCACUUUCUUUUAUAAGCUUCAAGUGUGAAUUUGACUGUGAAACUGCGAGGUGUGUGACCAGCAGUACUGAAACCAAUGUGUGUGCAUAAUUACUCCCUGUGGUAUAAAUAAAAUAUGUGUCAUCUCCA
Molecule: messenger RNA, 2366 nt
Organism: Solea solea (common sole)
Lineage: Eukaryota; Metazoa; Chordata; Actinopteri; Pleuronectiformes; Soleidae
Gene: cd226
Product: CD226 molecule
Exons: 6
Coding region: 101-1183 (360 amino acids)
Biological process (GO): cytokine production; positive regulation of mast cell activation; positive regulation of natural killer cell mediated cytotoxicity directed against tumor cell target
Cellular component (GO): external side of plasma membrane
Source: RefSeq, a predicted model, not a curated record